GGUCAUGACCAUUUUGUCACUGUGAGACUGUGAGUCACCUGUUACCAAUUAACACCACCUCUUCGUAACGCGAAAGGUUAUCCUAAUUUCUAAUAUACAGAUAGAGUUUGCGUGUGAUUUGUUUUCUAGUUAUGAACUUGAGAUAAUAUUUAGAUAGUGUUUGUGUGUGCAUUUUUCUUUAGAUUGUAGGUGAUGUGUUCCGGUCUACAUAAUUAUAUUAACUCAGGGAAGAGGUCAACAUUUUUCUCCUCUCAUGAGGAGACUGACUUGGUUAUUGAAUCGAAACCAAAGAUACAAAAAGCUCGACUGAAAAAAGCAAAGAAACUUCAUCUCCAGAGACAACUUUGUAUAUCUGAUCUGUGCAAUUUCCUUGUUACCCUAGUCUCAUGGCUUCCUCCUCUUCUUCUUCUUCUUUACCUCAAACCUGGAGAUACCGUGUCUUCACGAGCUUCCACGGCCCGGACGUCCGUAAAACGCUGCUCAGUCAUGUACGCAAACAGUUUAGUUGCAAUGGGAUUUCGAUGUUCGAUGAUCAGUGGAUCGAGAGAAGCCAAACCAUUGCUCCUGCACUCACACAAGCGAUUAGAGAAUCCAGGAUCUCCAUCGUGGUGCUCUCGAAGAACUAUGCUUCUUCCAGCUGGUGUUUGGAUGAGCUGGUCGAGAUUCUCAAGUGCAAGGAAAGUAUGGGACAAAUUGUGAUGACUGUCUUUUACGGAGUAGAUCCAUCUCAUGUUCGGAACCAGACCAGAGAUUUUGGGAUUGCUUUCGAUGAAGCUUGUGAAGGGAAAACAGAGGAGAAGAUGCGAAUAUGGAGACAGGCUUUGACCAAUGUGGGAAACAUAGCUGGAGAACACUUUCUAAACUGGGACAAUGAAUCGAUGAUGAUUGAAAAGAUUGCUAGAGAUGUUUCACACAAACUAAACACUAGAAUCUCUAGAGACUUUGAAGACAUGGUGGGUAUUGAAACACAUUUGAAGAAGAUGCAGUCUUCGUUACAUUUAGAUGAUGAUGAUGAGGACGAAGCUAUGAUAGUUGGAAUCUGUGGCCCUACAGGCAUUGGCAAGACUACCAUUGCCAGAGCUUUGCAUAGCCGAUUCUCUAGCAGUUUCCAGCUUACUUGUUUUAUGGAGAAUAUUAGGGGAAGCUGUAACAGUGGCCUUGACGAGUAUGGAUUGAAGAUGCAUCUGCAAGGAAACCUUCUUUCAAAGAUUUUGAACCAAAAUAGUAUGAAACUAUACCAUUUAGGUGCGAUACAGGAAAGACUAUGCGACCUAAAAGUGCUUAUUGUUCUUGAUGAUGUGGACGACCUGAAGAAACUUGAGGCUCUGGCUGAUGAAACUAGGUGGUUUGGUCCUGGAAGCAGGAUUAUCGUAACCACAGAAGACCAAGAGAUUUUGGAGCAACAUGGUAUCAGCAAUACAUACCAUGUGGAUUUUCCAACUAGAGAAGAAGCUCGUCAGAUCUUCAGUAGAUUUGCUUUUAGACAGAGCUAUCCGCCCUAUAAUUUUGGAAGACUUGUGGAAAGAGUAACAAAGCUUUGCAGCAACCUUCCAUUGGGUCUCCGUGUCAUGGGUUCAUCUUUGCGCGGAAAGAAAGAAAAUGAGUGGGAAGUUAUUCUGAAUAGGCUAGAAAAUAGCCUUUGUCAAGAUAUCGAGAGAGUACUCAAAGUUGGAUACGACAAUUUACAUGAGAAUGAUCAAUCUUUAUUUCUUCACAUUGCAUGCUUUUUCAACUUGGAGCAGGACGAUUAUGUGAUGGCCAUGCUCUCUGAGGGUAACUUAGGGUUAAAAACCCUGGCGUAUAAAUCUCUAAUAGAAAUAUCCACCCAAGGAAAAGUAGUGAUGCACAAGUUACUACAACAAAUGGGUUCACAAGUUGUUCAAAGACAAGAGCCUUGGAAACGCCAAAUCUUAAUUGAUGCUCAUGAGAUUUGUGAUGUCCUGGAAACUGAUUCGGUAAUUUCUUUUUCUAUAUUUGAUAAUCCUUUAAACUGGAUAAUUUGGCAAAGACCCUCCUCAUAUGAUCAUAUAUCUUACAAAUCUCAAGAAGAUGAAUCUGAACGGGUCCAAGCAUCUGAAGGAAUUCCCGGAUCUUUCAAAUGCUACGAAUCUUGAGGAUUUGGUUCUGGAUAACUGCGAAAGUUGCUCUGUUGGAAGUCUUCAUAAAUUAAAGUAUUUGUUUAUGGCAAACUGUUUGAAUCUACAACAUGGUCCGACUCACUGUAAUUUGGCAUCUCUUAAAAUUUUCAAGCUGAUAGGAAGCCGGAACUUGAGGAAAAUUCCAGAUCUUUCCACCAACAUCACUACACUCCUAGUCAUGGAAACAAUGUUGGAAGAAGUGCCUGACUCAUUUAGGCAUUGGUCUCGCCUUAGGCGUCUCUGUAUAUAUAGCUGGGUGCCAACUCUUGAGAAAAUUCCAGAGUUCAUCAAAUACCUUCAUGGGUUAAAAGUGCUUCAGUUACGAAACUUGCAUCGCUGCCAGAGCUCCCUGGCUCGCUCACAAGUCUAAUGGUAGCCUCUUCUGUAUUGCUGGAGACGGUAUCCUUCUCUUUUGACUCUACAAUUGAGAUUCUCUGUUUCCCCAACUGCUUCAAAUUAGGCAGAGAAGCAAGCAGAGUAAUUACGACGAUUGCAUUGCCUACCUGGAAGCAAAAUACCUGUGGAGUUUGAUCACCGAGCUGUAGGAAACUCCCUGAUCAUUCGUUCAGAUUUCAAAAGAUUUAGGAUUUGUGUCGUAAUUUCCCUUAAGGAGAAGAUGGAAAAAGAUUUUCCCGAGUUAUUGUGUCGCAUAGGCAUAAACGAUUGCUACGCUGAGAAGCUCAUACCCGAGGGUGUCCAAAGAAUAGAAACAGAGCAUAUGCUUAUAUCUUCCUUCGACUUGCUUGACAAAGACGGGUGGCUUCGUUUGAAUUCAGCGCCACGUCUCAGAACCUCGAAAUUAUUGAAUGUGGUGUCCAGAUCUUGGUAGACAAAACCGACUGAAACAGAAGCUAUUAGAUCAAGAACACUCCAGUAACUCGCGAGGAACAUCAAAAGCUGUUCGACAGCAGCAGGCAAGAUGAUGACAAUGCUGUUGUUUGCAGAAUGCUCAGCUGGUUGUCUCUUGCUCCUUUAGCUUUUAGAGGUUUCUUAGUCAUUGAAAAUCAAAUUCUCUUUGGUGAUCUGAAGUUUGGAAACUCUUUCGGAUCAUAACCAAUGGAUUUUAGAGUUGAUUGUUGGAUCUGGCUCCUCCUCUGUUUUGAAUCUCUCCGAUUUCCUUAGAAGCACUGCAAGCUUGUUUUGGAGAAGAAGACAGAUAUAAUCAAGCUAGAACGUGUUCUUUGUUUGACUUUGUUGCCGUCUGUUAUAAAGAGAUAAAAGUAGAUUAUUUUUUUUUUUGAAACACAACUUCAUUAAAUUUAGUGACCAAUGUUUGGUGGUGCCAUAAUGGCAAGUUCAUCUAGUAAGCUAUGUUUUGCUAA
Brassica napus (rape) is the source of this 3460-nucleotide messenger RNA. Its product is annotated as disease resistance protein RML1A-like. Gene Ontology annotation, molecular function: ATP hydrolysis activity; ADP binding. Lineage: Eukaryota; Viridiplantae; Streptophyta; Magnoliopsida; Brassicales; Brassicaceae. Bases 387 to 2114 code for a protein of 575 amino acids. Gene Ontology annotation, biological process: signal transduction; defense response. The transcript has 2 exons. The record is from RefSeq and is a predicted model, not a curated record.